Messenger RNA from Amoebophrya sp. A120, 991 nucleotides. The record is from the annotation of a GenBank genome assembly. NCBI's taxonomy places the organism in Eukaryota, Dinophyceae, Syndiniales, Amoebophryaceae.
GUGGAAGCGUUUCUGAACAAGGGGAGCAAAGCAGUGAAGAAGCCGGUGAAGCGAAGGCAGGCGUUCCGUCUCGCCCAGCAUGAGAAGCUACGGCUACUGCGGAUCCAAGAAGGAAUUAUGGUAUUCCUCGUGGGGCGCGCAAGGCAAAUCUCCAAUUUGGCAAACAACGAGACCGUCCGGGCCUUCGCGCUAUCGCUCUUUGGCGGGAGAAAAGUCUUGCCGACAGAACCACAGGGUAGCGAUUUCCACACGGGAAUUUACUCCGGGACUUCCGCAGCGUCGUCCUCUUCUGUGGGGGCGAUUGAAAGUGAAACGCCCAUUAGAAGUGAUGUUACGGUUGCUGCUGGUGGUGUUAAAUCCAGCAGCAAGAUUUCUGCUGCCGAUGCGGGUGCAGCUGUUGUGAUUGAACUAAGUGAUUCUGAGUCCGAGCAGCAUGCAGCGACAUCGAAAAAAAUGGCCAAGGGAAAGAGUAAGGCGAAACCAAAAGCAAAAACAAAAGCAGAUGCAGUGCCGAAGAAGAUGAAAAUAAAGGCUGUUCCUACCGCCAGCUCUUCUGAGAUGGUGGCGUCGAAAAAUGCCGGUCGGGACGUCGAGGCAGCCGACAAGACGAGAAAUGGCUUAGAGCAGCAUUCGUCAGCACUCGAACGUGACGUGAUCUUGCAGGAUAUCCGUGCGUUUUUCUCAUCCUCGGAAGAGCGUGAGAUGUUCGAGGGAUGUGUGGCGGAUAUCGCCCCCUGUUCCUCCGUCUUUGAAGUGCUGCAGCUGAAAACCCCGACGUCGUUCUUCAUUCUGCAACUUGCCUACCAGCGGUUCUAUGCGAAGAAGGCCCCGAUUCUCUGGGCGGCCUCCACAGUUCCCGGGUUCAAGGCAUUGCAGGUUCGGAUCCACCACGAGCAACUGUUCUCUGACGAGGCCAUUGCGGAAGCGAAAGAUGCAGAGAGGCAGGAGAAAACGGCCCGAAACGCACGGAAGGUUUUCGCCAGAAAUCUAG